Molecule: messenger RNA, 1242 nt
Organism: Sorghum bicolor (sorghum)
Lineage: Eukaryota; Viridiplantae; Streptophyta; Magnoliopsida; Poales; Poaceae
Product: short-chain dehydrogenase TIC 32, chloroplastic
Exons: 8
Coding region: 67-1014 (315 amino acids)
Source: RefSeq, a predicted model, not a curated record
AUUGGCACUAUUACGCCACACCACAGACACAGAGGCACAGAGCCGUCCGGAUCUGCUGCCUGAUCGAUGGGGUGGUUCUCCCGCAAAGGGCCCUCGGGCUUCUCCGGCGCCUCCACGGCUGAGGAGGUCACCGCCGGCAUCGACGGCCAUGGUCUGGUCGCCGUCAUCACAGGUGCGUCGAGCGGCAUCGGGCUGGAGACGGCGCGUGUUCUGGCGUUGCGCGGCGUGCACGUCGUCAUGGCCGUCCGCAACGUCUCCGCCGGGCUCGAGGCCAGGGAGGCCAUCGUGGCCAAGAUCCCCGGCGCAAGGAUUGACGUCCUGGAGCUGGACCUCAGCUCCAUAGCUUCCGUAAGGAGAUUCGCCUCCCAUUUCGACUCUCUGAACUUGCCCCUCAACAUUCUCAUCAACAACGCUGGAGUGAUGACAAGGAACUGCACACGUUCCUGCGACGGUCUGGAACUGCAUUUCGCGACAAAUCACAUUGGCCAUUUCCUUCUAACAAACCUGUUAUUGGAGAACAUGAAGAAGACAUGUAGGGAUAGCUGUAUCGAGGGACGGAUUGUCAAUCUGACAUCUUCAGGGCAUUCCAUAACCUAUCGUGAAGGGAUAUGCUUCGACAAAAUUCAUGAUCCUUCAGGUUUGAAUGACUUUGUUGCUUAUGGUCAAUCCAAGCUUGCCAAUAUUCUUCAUUCUAAUGAACUGUCCCGAAUACUCAAGGAGGAAGGUGUGAAUAUUUCAGCCAAUGCAGUUCAUCCUGGUGUCAUCACGACUAACCUUUUUAGGAACAGGACUAUCGUCUCUGCUCUAUUGAACUCCAUUGGAAGAAUCAUAUGUAGAACAGUGGAGCAGGGUGCUGCAACGACAUGCUAUGUUGCAAUGCAUCCUCAAGUGAAGGGGAUAAGUGGAAAGUACUUCACCAAUUGUGAUAUAGCCAUCCCGAGCUCACAAGCUUCAGAUGCUGAGUUGGCCAAGAAGCUAUGGCAAUUCAGCUUGAAAACGAUUGUGUCUUCUUGAUCAAGUGCUUGUCUGAAUUAAAGACGAUGCACAGAUUGUUGUGCUAAUGGUUAGGCUCCCUUGGGAACAAAUGGAAAAUCAUAUGAACUUUUGGAGGAUUCCAAUCCUCUAGGAAAAUGUAUGCCCUUUUGGAACGAAGGAUUGCUGCCUAUAUGAGAUUCCUUGGAUUCCUACGGGGUGCACGAAUUCAUAUUCCAUAUAAAUUUUGGAUUCCUACAGGAAACCAUA